AUGGCUCAAUUAACUACCUACCUACAGCUAAAUGACAGGUUAUCACAAAUAUGGAUAAAUAAAUAUACAUUAGUGCUACUACUAGCCAUGGUAAAAUUAUUCUUCUUUUCUCGAUCCAUUCAAAAUGCAAUGCUAUCAUCACAAAAUUAUAUCAUCUCAAAUUGUGAAACUAUUGAUUCCAUAUAUUCCAAAGUCACUGAUAAUACUCCACAUUAUUUAGGUAUAAUGGGGAACUAUCUACUUGAUAAGACGAUGGAGGAAACGAUAAAGGCAACAUUAAAAACUUUAUCAUUAUUGGUAUACGCAAGUGAAGAAUUAUUGACUUUUGUCAUCGACUUAUAUCUUGGAACUUACGCAUGUUUAGCUGUAAGUGCAAUUGAUGGGACUGUAGAUGUAGCUACCAAUACUACUGAGAAAUUAAUUGGAGUAGUCAAUUCUACUGUCGUAACGUUGGCUAAUGAUUUAGAUGAUGGAUUAGAUGAUAUAUCCAAAUUUAUUAACAAAAUCAUUGAGGCAGCAUCGAAGGUAGAGAAUUUUUUCACUGGUGAUGAUGAUGAGGACAAUAGUAGUGAUGGUAGUGAUGAUAUCAAGAAAGUUAAUCUAACUAUAUCUGCUAUAAGAGAUUUAAAAAUUCCAUCCUCAAUAAACGAUAAAUUAGAAGAAUUAUCUGCGAAGACACCUGAUUUUGCAGAAGUUAAAAAUAAAACGAAAAGCUUGGUAUCAAUACCUUUCGAGCAAGUUAGGAAAGAAAUAAAAAGUGUAAAUGCAACAGAAAUAAUGGCAAAUAAAUCCAUGCUUUAUGUGCCGCCAAUUGUGAAUGAUAACGGUCUACCAAAUGGUAUAUGCUCAUCAAAUAAACCUGAAAUUGAAAACUUUUAUAAAGUACUAUUGCAUUCUUUGAAGAUAACUACAAUCGUCUUAAUUGUGCUAAUGAUUGUGGCGGCCGUCGUCGUAUUAGUACCUAUUGCAUGGAAUGAAUAUAGACUAUGGUCCCGUUUAACAAAUAUGAAACAACAAUAUCUUAGCAAAUGUUUUAAUAAUAGUUUGAAUUCAGAUAUUUAUAUGUCUACAACACUGGAAGAAGAUGAAGAAGAUGAUGAUGACAUUAGCAGCAACAGGAUGAAGUUAAAGGAAAAUCCAUUCCUUGAUGACGAUAAACAGACAGACAAAAAUUUGGAAGACUACGAUGUUAUUGCCAGUUAUCAACAUUGUUUCAACAAUUGGAACUCUAAAAUAAGUUUCAUGGUAACAAAACUCCUUAAUGUUGGAACGAAGAACCAAAUAAGGAGUAAAACCGAUCAAAUCAAAACCGAGUGGAUAGUUGCUUACAUUACUUCUGAACGUGCAUUAUGUGUAUUGGGUAUUGGUCUUUUGGCAUUAUUAGUUUGUAUUUUCCAGUUUAUAAUGAUUGCAAUAUUAAGAAAGGAGUUAAAUGUUAGCUCUGGAUCAAUGAUAAAUAACGAGAAGUCCUCUUCGUUAACAAACAGCUCUUCCGUGGAUACUAUGAAAAAUGAUAUGAACAUUUGGACUACUCAAACAAAUGAUUAUAUUAAUUAUACGGAAACUACUAUCAAUAAGGAAAUGUUUGGCUGGAUAGUCACCACUACAGAAUCAAUCAAUUCCACUGUUGUAACUAUGAUUGAUGAUAUUGAUAGCACACUAGCUGAUAUAUUUAAUGGGACAUUACUUUAUAGCCCUAUGAAAACGGUUGUAGGAUGUGUCAUUGAAAAUAAACUAUAUACUGUGGAGAAAGCCAUGACAUGGAUUCAUGAGAAGGCAGAACUCUCAUUGCCACGAAUUAAUGGAACAGAAUUAUACCGUGAAUUACAAAAUACACAAUACCAGAAUGGAACCUCAAAUAGUACUGCUUUAACAACGAGUAGUAAAAUGGUAACAAUCGUGGAUGAGUUGAAGGAUGACAUGCAAACAGGAUUACUAGCAAUCUUGGAUGCAUAUCAUAAGAUGGCUAUUCAAGAACUGAUAGUAGCAUUGUCUAUAUUAGCAGUAUGGCUUAUACAAAUACCCGUAGCGUUUCUGAUUUGGCAUUUGAAAAGGAUAAAUUUCACUUAA
Molecule: messenger RNA, 2070 nt
Organism: Naumovozyma dairenensis CBS 421
Lineage: Eukaryota; Fungi; Ascomycota; Saccharomycetes; Saccharomycetales; Saccharomycetaceae
Gene: PRM1
Product: pheromone-regulated protein PRM1
Exons: 1
Coding region: 1-2070 (689 amino acids)
Cellular component (GO): mating projection tip
Source: RefSeq, a predicted model, not a curated record